AUGCCUUUUAAUAACCUUGGCCAAGCUUCAUGUACACAGAUGCAAAAGUUACAGUUGUAAACCUUAAAGUAAACUUUAAGGUGUUUCUCAAUUGAAUUUAAGCAUUAUAUAGAAACACUCAGAGUUAAAAAUGUUAAAGCAAUGAAAACUGUCAUGCUGUGGUUAUUUCCAAACCCCCACUAGCAGAUCGUAAUUGAUUAGUUUUUUCUUUUCUCAUUUGUUUAUAUAUUUUCUUAAUAUUACUCAUGUCUAUUUAUUUCAUCUUUGUUUUUUAUUUCUUUCUUUCUUUUUUAUAUUUGUGUUAUUUAUUUCAACUUUCACCCUCUGGCUAAUAAUGUUAUGUUUUUCAUGUCAAUUGUCAAAUGUACUUUUUAUCUGCAUGUCUUAAGGGGUGUCACACAAAGCCAUGUACCAAUCCGCCUCCAUCUGCCCUCUUUUUUCUUUUAGUCAUGCCACUCGACGGUCAUAUUUGCGACGCCUCUGGGCUGCAGCUUUUUAGUCAUACAAGACCAAGUCUUACCUACUUGAAUGGGGGAAAACCGAUAUCUUUAAAAUUGUUCGUUAAAAUCACAGUAUAACAACAAUUAUCACGCCAAAAAAUAAACAUGACAUCCACGCUAGCAUACGGUUUUCUAAGCUCAAAUGAAAAACACUCUUUACAUGAUUCUCCAGCCACUGCGCAUGCGCAUGAGUCAUGACACUUCGUUUGGAGCCCCGCCCCCAGAGGAUCGUCAGUCUUCAACGAUUGAUGAUUGGCUCGUUUCUCUCACAGGAGUUCCGUACUGAGCGUUGCACAUUCUCCACAUUUAAAGUAAAGAACUGCAGCGUCUGUUUAUAACUAUAAUCUUUCUUUAAGCUCCGCCUCCUCAAGGUUUAUGUUCGCUGUCAGGAUUUCUCUCCAAAGAUUCAUGUCACGCUCCGCUGUCAUGGGCUCAAAGGUGCUCCGGGAGCCUGGAGAGAUCGCUCAGCUGUACCGGGAUCAGUGUCACUUCCCGUCUGUGUGUCGCGCUGACGUCGGUCCGGUGAUCACGUCACGAUACGGCGGACAAUACUGCAACAUAUACACAGAGUGGACUCAGCGGGAUUUGGAGAGGAAUGAGAGCGUGAAGUUUUGUCGGCAGUACAUUGUGUUUCACGAUGAGCGGUCGGUUGUUUACUCUGGUGCUUCUGGAAACUGUUCGGAAAUCAAGGGCGAGUUACUCAGUAUGGAUUCGCCAUCCGGUGAGAUGAAGGCCGUGUUGAGAGAGAGCACCGUCAAUGGAGAAGACAAACAGUUCCUGGAGAUCUGGCACAAGAACAGUAAACUGAAGUGUAUAAAUCUGAUGGCUCUUGGCAAACAUGGCAAAGUGUAUGAAGAUGAUCAGUUCGGCUGUCUGGUCUGGUCUCAUUCUGAGACUCAUCUGCUGUACGUCGCUGAGAAGAAACGAGCCAAGACUGAGUCUUACUUCCAGCAGCGACCUGAGACUGAUGAAGAGGAGAGCAUGACAACAGUUAAGAAGGACGAGACACUCAAGGGGCAACAGUUUGAGUUUUAUGAGGACUGGGGUGAAGCGCUGGUCAAUAAGAGCAGUCCGGUGCUGUGUGUGCUGGACAUUGAGAGCAGCAACAUCACUGUGAUUGAAGGAAUGCCCAACUACAUCUCACCCGGACAGGCGUUCUGGGCACCGGAUGACACUGGACUGGUGUUUGUGGGCUGGUGGCAGGAGCCCUUCAGACUGGGCCUGAAGUACUGUCCCAACAGGAAGUCGUCUCUGUUUUAUGUGGAUUUGGCGAGUGGUAAAUGUGAGCAGUUAUCGUGUGACUCCAGAGCCGUGUCCUCUCCUCGACUCAGUCCUGACCUCUGCCGCAUUGUCUAUCUGGAGUGUGACGUCUACGGCCCGCACCAGCAGUGCAGUCGUCUGUGUAUGUAUGACUGGUACAAGAAGCAGACGAGUGUUGUUGUCGAUGUUGUGCGGCGAGCCAGAGAGGAUGGCUUCACGGGCAUCUACAGCUCAAUGCUGUCUCCCUGCUGCUGGUCAUCUGACAGUCAGCGUGUGAUCAUCUCCUGCGCUCAGAGGAGUCACAAGGAUCUGUUGGUUGUUGAUACCUCCAGUGGAGAAGUCUCAUGCGUCACGUCCAGUGCACAGGAAGGAAGCUGGAGUUUGCUGAGCGUUCGCAAGGAUCUGAUGGUGGUCAGCUGCUCUUCACCAAACCGUCCUCCAGACCUGCGAGUGGGAUUCCUGCCGGCCAAGGGCUCAGAGAGCAACACGUCAUGGGUCACGCUGGAGGAAUCUCAACCUCAGACAGAUGUCAGCUGGCAGACCUUAAACUUCAGCCCGCCGCCAGGAGACGACAACAGCCAAUACCCUGCUUUGGACUUUGACGCUUUGCUCUUGACACCAGCAGAAGUGACAUCAGGGAAGAAACUAGCACUCGUGGUUAUGCCACACGGUGGUCCUCAUUCGGUGCUGGUGUCAGAGUGGCUUUUGUCCACAGCAGUUCUGUGUAAGAUGGGCUUCGGCGUUCUGCUCGUGAAUUACAGAGGAUCACUUGGCUUUGGUCAGGAUAAUAUUGACUCUUUACCUGGAAACAUCGGCACACAGGACGUGAAAGAUGUGCAGUUGGCAGUCGAGAGUGUUCUGAAGCAAGGUGAUUUCGACGAGCAGAAGGUCGCUGUGAUUGGAGGAUCUCAUGGUGGUUUUCUAGCGUGCCACCUGAUUGGACAGUAUCCCGACUUCUACAAGGCGUGUGUGGUGAGAAACCCGGUGACAAAUCUGGCCUCCAUGAUCGGCAGCACAGACAUUCCCGACUGGUGUAUGGUGGAGGCGGGGUUUGACUAUAAUACUGACGUUCAACUUAAUCCUGCUGUUCUGGAGCAGAUGCUAAACAAGUCACCGAUCAAACAUGUCAUCAAGGUAAAGACGCCAGUGCUUCUGAUGUUGGGUGAGGAUGACCGGCGUGUGCCCAAUAAACAGGGCAUUGAAUACUACAAGCGCCUGAAGGCUUUACAAGUACCAGUGAGAUUGUUGUGGUACCCGGGCAAUAAUCACUCUUUAUCCAAAGUGGACGCUGAAUCAGACGGAUUUAUGAACGCUGCUCUCUGGAUCCUCCAGCAUCUCUCUCUGUGAUGUCACUUCCUCUUCAUACAGACUCCACUCAGAUCUACACCAAAGCACUAAAGCCUGUUGUUUUGUGAAGAAACGGAAAUUGAGUCAGGUUCAUUCAGGAGUUCUUUUGGCAGUUAUUUGUUACAUUGCUGACAUGACUGUAUUCAUGUUUGUGUCAUGAUAUUCAGCGGUUCACUCUUUGUUUUUCUGUUGAACUCUGCUCUUUGCUCUUUAGACGUACUAAAUGACUUGCAAUCUUUUCAAUAAAAUGUUUUUAAAUGAC
Molecule: messenger RNA, 3369 nt
Organism: Triplophysa rosa
Lineage: Eukaryota; Metazoa; Chordata; Actinopteri; Cypriniformes; Nemacheilidae
Gene: apeh1
Product: acylaminoacyl-peptide hydrolase
Exons: 24
Coding region: 876-3107 (743 amino acids)
Biological process (GO): proteolysis
Molecular function (GO): serine-type endopeptidase activity
Source: RefSeq, a predicted model, not a curated record